GUGGUUGGAGUGGGGCUAACAAUUGAGCCUGCCGCGCACAAUCAAUGGCCGCGCUCGAGUCCAACAAGAAGCUGCGCCUCCUUCUCGUGCCCUUCUUCGCCACCAGUCACAUAGGCCCGUUCACCGACUUCGCCGUCCGUCUAGCCACAGCCAACCCGGACGCCGUCGAGCUCACUCUCGCCGUCACCCCGGCGAACGUCCACGUGGUUCGCUCGGCCCUCGGGCGGUACGGCGCCGAGGCGGGCGGCGUGGUCAAGAUUGCCACCUACCCGUUCCCGCGCGUGGACGGCCUCGCUCCGGGCGUGGAGAACCUCUCGGCCGCCGGGGACGACGGGUGGCGCAUUGAUGCCGUCGCCGUCGACGAGGCCUCGACGCGACCGGCGCAGGAGGCGCUCAUCAGGGAACAGUCCCCUGACGCCGUCAUCACCGACGUCCACUUCAUCUGGAACAACGCCGUGGCCGGCGAGCUCGGCGUGCCGUGCGUUACGUUCAGCGUCGUUGGCAUCUUCUCGACGCUCGUCAUGUACCACCUCGGCCGUGACGUCGUCAUCAGAGAUGGCCAGGAGGUGACCGUCCCUGGGUUGCCGCUUGCCGGGGCCGGAGAUACGGAUCCCCGUAUCCGAGUUGCCGGAGUUCCUGAGACGCCGGCAGGAGCACGACGGGGUCAGGCGGUGCCAUGUGGAGAUGGGCAGGUGCUUCGGCGUCACCCUCAACUCGUUCGUGGAUCUGGAGCAGCCAUACUGCGACAUGUGCGUGAGCAGCGGAUACCUGAAGCGCGCCUACUUCGUCGGGCCCCUCUCGCUGCCGUUACCACCGGCCGGAGCAAGCACCAGAGAUUCGCCAUGCCUCGCGUGGCUCGACACCAAGCCGAGGUUUUCAGUGGUGUACGUAUGCUUCGGCACCUUCGCUGCCAUCUCGGAGGACCAGCUCCGGGAACUGGCGCUUGGGCUAGAAGCUUCAAAGAAGCCAUUCCUGUGGGUGGUGAGGGCGGACGGAUGGACGCCGCCGGAGGGGUGGGAGGAGCGCGUCGGAGAGAGGGGGAUGCUAGUGAGAGGGUGGGCGCCGCAGACGGCGAUACUGUCCCAUCCAGCGGUUGGCGCGUUCCUGACGCACUGCGGGUCGAGCUCGCUGCUGGAGGCGGCGGCGGCCGGCGUGCCGAUGCUGACGUGGCCGCUGGUGUUCGACCAGUUCAUCGAGGAGAGACUGGUGACGGAGGUCCUCAAGAUCGGGGAGAGGGUGUGGAGCGGGACACGGAGCACGAGAUACGAGGAGCAAAAGGUCGUGGCAUGGCAGCAGAGGUAGUGGCGCGAGCGGUGGCAAGGUUCUUGGAGCCGGGUGGCACCGGCGAGGCGGCGAGGAGCAAGGCGGGGGUGCUCGCUGCGAAGGCGCGCUCGGCUGUGGCGGAGGGUGGCUCGUCAUUCUGUGAUCUGCGCCGUCUCGUCAAUGACCUGAUCGAAGCAAGAACGGCUGCCGGAACCAACGCCUGAGUUACAAAAAUCACGACAAGGCUCUCCACUCGCUUUCCUGCAGAGCAUCAGGGCGAAAUGUCAGUGGCAGAGUCAAUAUGCAGAGGAUCCACUCCGGUUCAAAUGGGAUUUUUUUCUCAUAAAUAAAUGUAAGUAAAGUUAAUCGACAAAAAUCGCUGGAAUUCUAAAGUGAGACUUCGACAAAAACCGCUAUGCACUCAAGAUUCUCGAUGUAAUCGAUGUACAAUAAAAUUAUUAAUCGAUGUAGGACUAAAUAUUACCCUUGUGUUGUAACCAGAGCAACAAAAAAUAUUUGUUAUUUUUGUACCCAAGUUUAAAUUAAGGCCAUGAUCAGUGGCGGAGCUCCGU
Messenger RNA from Zea mays, 1835 nucleotides. RefSeq names its product Anthocyanidin 3-O-glucosyltransferase. The transcript has 2 exons. Gene Ontology annotation, molecular function: UDP-glucosyltransferase activity. Bases 45 to 1487 code for a protein of 480 amino acids. Lineage: Eukaryota; Viridiplantae; Streptophyta; Magnoliopsida; Poales; Poaceae. The record is from RefSeq and is marked predicted.